This is a messenger RNA of Lactuca saligna, 1056 nucleotides long. Lineage: Eukaryota; Viridiplantae; Streptophyta; Magnoliopsida; Asterales; Asteraceae. The record is from the annotation of a GenBank genome assembly.
AUGGCGAAACAAGAAGUUAUUCUCCUAGAUUUCUGGCCAAGCAUGUAUGGGAUGAAGGUCAGGAUAGCACUUGCUGAAAAGGGUGUUUCAUACGAAUACAGAGAAGAAGAUUUGAUAAACAAGAGUCAGCUUCUCUUGGAGAUGAACCCGAUUCACAAGAAAAUUCCGGUCCUAAUUCACAACGGCAAACCGAUCUGCGAGUCAAACAUCAUAUUUGAGUAUAUUGAUGAAGAGUGGAAAGAUAAAGCUCCAUUGCUUCCUUCUGAUACUUACGGCAGAGCUCGGGCGAGGUUUUUGGUCGACUUUAUUGAGAAGGUAUACCACAAUGGGAGGAUAUUGUUGUACACUGCAAAAGCGGAAGAACAUGAGGCAUCCAGGAAAGAGUUUAUAGAUUCCCUUAAACUAAUUGAAGGAGAGCUUGGAGACAAACCUUAUUUUGGAGGUGACAGUUUCGGUUACGUUGAUGCGUCUUUGAUCCCAUUUUAUGCAUGGCUUCAAGCCUAUGAAACGUUUGGGGAAUUGAACGUAGGACAAGACUGCCCAAAACUGAUUGGUUGGGCUAAAAGGUGCUUUCAGAACAAGGAGAGCGUGUCUAAUGUUCUUCCUGAGUCGCUAAAGAUAGUUGCCUUCGUUCAACAGGUAAGGAAGAUUUUUGGAGUCGGAGGUGAAAUAGAUGACCCAACAAAUUUUCGGGAUCUGGUAAUAUACGAUCUACCUAUUGGUGCCCCAAAUUCAGAAUACGUUCUUCUCACAGCCACAUUUCGCCUCUCAUCCAGCUUCUGCCUAAAGUGUAUCGGGUUUAAUAAGAGUUCAAUUCGUUUCUUGGCUCAACAUGAUAGUAAAGAUUUCACUAGUACAAGUAACCAGGAGAUAUUGACUUCACCAAAACCAUCGGGGACGUUCUGAGCACUUCUUAUUCUACAAUCAUCAUUAUCAGAAGAUGCCAUGGCUGAAACACUUGGCCUCUUCACUGCUCAUGCUAUUUGGAAAUCAGUGGAACAUGCCUACAGUUACGACUCCAGAGAAAGAUUGCAAUCACUUCUUGAUUCCCUCUGA